Molecule: messenger RNA, 1809 nt
Organism: Gilbertella persicaria
Lineage: Eukaryota; Fungi; Mucoromycota; Mucoromycetes; Mucorales; Choanephoraceae
Product: vacuolar protein 8
Exons: 9
Coding region: 56-1741 (561 amino acids)
Biological process (GO): nucleus-vacuole junction assembly; vacuole inheritance
Cellular component (GO): fungal-type vacuole membrane
Molecular function (GO): protein-membrane adaptor activity; protein binding
Source: RefSeq, a predicted model, not a curated record
UUUUUUUUUUUUUUUUUUUUGAAACGCACUCCUCUUUUUUUUUUACGUAUAUUAGAUGGGAAAUUCUUGUAGUUGUUGCUCCAGUUGCUGUGGAAAGCGCAGUAGAACAGGUCUUUAUGAACCACUUUUACAAGAGAAUGAACGUGAAGCUAUUGCUGAACUAUUACAAUAUCUUGAGAAUCGAAGCGAUACCAACUUUUUUGAAGGAGACCCUUUAAAAGCACUUUCAACACUGGCUUAUUCUGAUAAUAUUGACUUGCAACGAUCAGCUGCACUUGCGUUUGCUGAAAUCACCGAAAAAGAUGUUAGACAAGUAGGACGCGAUACACUGGACCCUAUUCUGUUCUUGUUACAAUCACAUGAUGUAGAAGUGCAGAGAGCAGCGAGUGCAGCACUAGGUAACCUGGCUGUCAACACUGAAAAUAAAUUAUUGAUUGUCAAGUUGAAUGGUUUGGAUCAACUUAUUCGUCAAAUGGGUUCUCCUAAUGUAGAAGUACAAUGUAAUGCUGUUGGUUGUAUUACCAACCUUGCCACACACGAUGAAAACAAGACAAAGAUUGCCAAAUCAGAUGCUUUACGCUUAUUAGUUGAUUUGGCUAAAUCAAAAGAUCAGCGAGUCCAAAGAAAUGCUACUGGUGCCUUACUUAACAUGACACAUACACAGGAAAAUCGUCAACAAUUGGUCAAUGCAGGUGCUAUUCCUGUCUUGAUUGGCUUAUUGAGUUCCCCCGAUGCUGAUGUUCAAUACUAUUGCACAACAGCAUUAUCGAAUAUUGCUGUAGAUGCCAGCAACCGUAAGAAACUAGCACAGACAGAUUCAAGGCUCGUCAAUUACCUGAUUGCAUUAAUGGACACAAAAAGCCUUAAGGUGCAAUGUCAAGCUGCUCUUGCUUUAAGAAACCUUGCGAGUGAUGAAAAAUACCAGCUUGAGAUUGUUCGAUGCAAAGGUCUUCCUCCUCUACUUCGACUGUUAAAAUCUUCGUUUUUACCUCUCAUUUUAUCCUCUGUUGCAUGCAUUCGAAACAUAUCUAUUCACCCUUCUAAUGAAUCACCGAUUAUUGAUGGUGGCUUUGUGAACCCUUUGAUUGAGUUGUUGGCCUAUGAUGAUAAUGAAGAGAUCCAAUGCCAUGCAAUUUCAACACUGCGCAAUUUGGCGGCUAGUGCUGAACGCAACAAACGUGCGAUUGUAGAAGCAGGUGCUGUGGAGCGUAUCAAGACAUUGAUCAACAAAGUACCUGCUAGUGUACAGACUGAAAUGACAGCAGCAAUUGCUGUACUUGCCCUGAGUGAUGAAUUAAAGCAGAGGUUACUAGGCAUGGGUAUAUUGGAUGUCUUGGUUGAGUUGACUUCAAAUAAGAAUCUGGAAGUAGAAGGCAAUUCAGCAGCAGCCAUUGGUAAUCUCAGUUCAAAAGUGAAUGAUUAUACACCCUUUGUGAAUGCUUGGAAUACACCUUCGGGUGGUCUGGAAAAGUUCUUGAUUCAGUUUUUAUCAGACCAACAAGACAUUGCUUUUCAACAUAUUGGUAUAUGGACCAUUGAACAGUUUUUGGAUGGCAAAGAUGAACGCCUUAUGUCUUUGAUUGCUCAUUCAACUGCUAUUACACAUUCAGUAGAAAGAAUAGUCAAAGAAGGACAGUCACCCAAAGCAGAACAGGGUGCAGAUGAUGGUGAUGAUGGUGAUAUUUAUGGAUUAGCCAAAAGAGUCUUGAAUACCUUGAAUGAAAUUAAAACCAACAACUAAUAUAAUAACUAAAGACUUUAUAUGUAGCACUAUAAAAUAAAUAUAUCUAUUUCUUUUCAAGCGAAAAA